Messenger RNA from Cylindrotheca closterium, 2757 nucleotides. Lineage: Eukaryota; Bacillariophyta; Bacillariophyceae; Bacillariales; Bacillariaceae. The record is from the annotation of a GenBank genome assembly.
AUGGCAGAAGACGAAUUGGAUCGUUUGGUUCGUCGCCUGGACGAGCUUGAGCAAAAGUCCAAUGCCGAGAUAAGCGACCUCAGAAUAGCACAAGAAACCUCCGAGUUGAAACUAGGACAAUUAGAGCAACAUGUUACGCAAUCGCAGGAAGAGCGAACAUCCUUGAUUGGUUCAAACAGCAACCGCUCGCAAGCAACUCGUGGUGAUAUGUGGCAUGUUAUUGGCGACAAGCAAAUCGACGAAACGCCCUCGAAUGCUUUCAAGCAGCAACAAUUCACACUUCCAGAUGACCUCUGCUCCGUUUUUUGUGCCACAUCAUGGAAAAGCCUUCCUUUUUGGAUAACAGUAUUGGUUAUUGCAGGGCUGCAACUUACAUUGUUUGUGUUGCUGCUCAUUGACCGUGUUGGUUCAAAUCGGUGGAUAGGCGUUGGUGGAGAAUGUGACGUAAAUGAAAGCAUAUUGUGUCGACAUGAGCGUCCGCUUGACAUGCCCCCAAAUGUGGAACCCUUGGUGCGAGCAGCACAGGCUUUAUGUCUAAUCAUCGCGCUGUACGAUCAAGAUGACAUUCGCGAUGGACUUGAAGGGUUCUACGCUGGCAUGCCAGUGGACUAUAAAGGCAGCACCAAUUUUCGAAAAAUGACUCGGUCUCGGUGGAACUUGAGCUGCUUCUUUCGUUUUUUGCAGGGCUUCCUAGGUGUACUAUGUGCGUUUGUGUUGCUCGUGCAAGCCGAUACAGUGUUCGACGUGCUUCUCAAUUUCCUUGGUGUGAAAUUCAUUUCAGGUCAGUUGCCGCCGUCUCGGCUGUGUUUCCUUUGUUUUGUUCAUCUUCCUCAUCGAACCUCUUACUAUCCCCCCGCCCUUCGAACUGCAGAAAUGGAUGAGGCGGCUUUUCAUAUUGCGAUCAAAGGGUAUUUUGGAGUUUCUAUGCAGGAAGCUGCGGAGGAUGUGGCUUCAUCAUACUUUCGACGUGAAGAAGACACCCGUCCAUGGAUACCUCGUAACUUUCAUGUGAUUGUAAUGUUGGGCAUGCUAGCAACGAUGGUUGCUUGGUUCGCCCACCUUGCAACUUUGCAGGCCAGUGGUACAUAUUUGGUGCAACACUUCCACGUGGACUUUGGAAAGGAUCCUCUUCUUUCUGUGUUCAACGGGUGCUAUACAGCAGAUGGCUUGAUCAAUAAACGAUUGUCUUAUUCUCAAGUUGGAAGUGAGGUCAAGUUUGGAUUUUGCAAAAAAGCAGACAAGAGCGAGAAUGGAGGAUGGACUCUGUAUUUUGGGUCGUCGCCCUGUCCUUCUGAUGAUGAGAGCGAGGUAUUGGCUGUAUCUGAACCGACUAAGUCGUUUGACUUGCCCCUUGUGGACCCCACCAAAUGGUACACGCCCGAUAAAUACAAGGCGUACACCCCAAUUGAAGUGGUGCGCUUUUACGACUAUUUCGCAGAAUGUGACGACUCAUCGUCCGACACCCCAGAAGAGUCCCACUUUUUCUAUCAGUGCAUUGCUUUCAACGUCACUCUCCAAAACCGCCAGAAAACUUCUGACUUCCAGAAAACGUUUGAAAUAUUGAUAACUGAACCGAGUGAGGAAUAUCCUUGUCGAGACCCCACAACCUGUCGACCCAUUUAUGUUAGCAAAUCGGAUGCUGAUGGUUAUUCUGGCGAUAUCGAUAUCAUUUACUUUAAUGGUCAUUUCUGGGCGUACUCUGUGGCGCCAUGGGGAUUGAAUAUUGAAUAUAGUGGGGAUGGCGUGACGAAGGAUGAUAUUCGCAACUUCUUUUACAAAGGAGAUGGCUUCAAGAUUGAGAGUCUUUCCGACCACGGAGGAACGGCACUGUACGUUGCUGUGGUAGAUGGUUGGUAUCAGUCACCUCUCGAUCUGAUUUGGUAUGAGGCAGAGGAUCAAUACAUCUCGUACUCCAAAAACGAGUUUGAAACCAUCAAGUAUUCCAUCCCUUACGCAAAUCUAGAGAAAAAAGUUGAUUUCAAUUUCGAGUGCGUGGGUGGCUAUACGAUUCCUGAUACAACAUGCUUCGAGUACGAUGCAUGGUUCAGUGAUGUUGUGUGCCUAUGUAAUGAACCUAUUCCAGAUGCUUUUGAUCUAUCAACCUCUCGGGGUAUGGCAUUUCAAGAUAUCAAGAACGACCGCCGUGCAAUUGAAAUGUGCGCGGAAUUAGCAGCUGAUGACAGUUUAGUAUUGAAAGGUCUGAUUCAGGAGAGAUACGCCCUCGCCGUGGUGAAGAAUACGUUUGGUAUCGAGUCGCAGGGAUGGGACGGAAACAGCUGCACAUCUUGGUUGGGAGACACGGUCGAGCUGAAGUGUGAUAACCAGACUAGUGUACAACAAUUGAUCUUUUUGGACUCGGACACAGUGAAACAUUAUGGUACAAUACCUCCUGAAAUAAGAUUCCUAUCCAAUCUCGAACACUUGGACUUGGGACAGAAUGACAUUCUCGGUGAAAUCCCAUGGGAACUUGGUUUCCUUGGAGCAUUAACCUACCUCGAUCUAUUUGAUUGUAGUCUUACUGGAUCGAUACCGUAUGACCUUGGAAGUCUCUCGAACUUGAAAUCUUUGUACUUGUCUAAGAACAACCUUACUGGUCAAAUCCCAAAUUUUGGAAACCUGAAAAACCUUGAGGUCCUUUCCAUGUACAGCAAUUCAUUGACUGGGACUAUCCCAGCCGAGAUGGAAGCCAAUCUGAACCUCACUUGCUUUGCGCAAGGAAACUCCAUCACUGGCACAUCCAAGGUUUGUCAGCUAUAA